Molecule: messenger RNA, 300 nt
Organism: Adineta steineri
Lineage: Eukaryota; Metazoa; Rotifera; Eurotatoria; Adinetida; Adinetidae
Source: the annotation of a GenBank genome assembly
AUGCCUUCACGUAUUCAUCGUAUUUUAUUUAAAAAAAAAUACGAUCAAAUUCCAGCUCGACAUCGUAUUACUACAGAUAGUGGUGAAGUAACUGAUGUUGAACGACGUGGGGCAUUUGUAAGUGAGAUAAAUAAAAUUUUAUCUAUACAAUCCAUGGAAGAAAACCACUUACUACCACCAGUUAUACUUCAACUGAUGCGUCUUCGAUUUCCAAAUGAUCUUGACAAAGAUAAACCUCUCGAAGACGCACUUGAUGUAUCUAUUGAUAAAUUUGUUCAAUGGACAAAGGAUGUGAAAUGA